AUGGUCGUGGUGGUCGCUCACUUGCUUGCAGGUGAGACUGCGCCUAGCGUCCACUUGCUGGCACUCAACUCUCACCUGUGGCUCCACGUAGCUGGGCUCUGCUCAGCGGCCACACCCCGGGCAACCGUCUCGACCGGCGGGCUAAACCAGGUGAGGGGGCCCUGUGCGCUGUGCCGUGUGCACAGGGUUUGCGGAUUCCGCUGGAUGGAAGGUCGGAUGGAACCUUGCGUCGGUACCGUCGUGACGUGGUUCGUCUUUCCACGUCGCUUGACAGCCGGUGACGGGAUGGAUCUCCAUAUCGACAUCGCCUUGACGCGCCCACCCUCGCCGACGGAGACCGCGGCUUACGGCGAAUUCGAGUCGCUCUCCACUACAACCCGAAGUCGUGGUCCCAUAGUGGAGUUCGGCCGUGCCACAACGGCACAUGGCAGCCCUAUUCAGGGAUGGCACUGCCAGCCCCCACGAGGGGAAGGGCCUAGAAAAGGUGGCCUAAACAUUGCUGGGUACCACGCCGUCUCCAGGCUAGCCAGGGCCGCAGACGUCUAAACAUGGUCGAAACAAUCAAAAUCGAAACAACAACAAUACCAAUAACAACAACAACCAUACUCAUUCUCCUCAUCCUACCUCUUCUUCCUCUACCUCCGUCUAUUCUUCUGCCUUUUCUUCUCCUUCGUCAUCUUCUCCUCCAUCUCCUUCCCGUCGCCCCACUCGUUGUCACCAGACUGGCAGGGUGAGCGCGCUCACUCUGGCAGCCUGGAAUGUUCGUUCCCUUUUAGACAAUCCGAGGAGCAACCGACCGGAGCGGAGGACGGCGCUAGUGGCACGAGAACUGGCGCGCUACAAGGUGGACAUCGCCGCACUCAGCGAGACCCGUUUCUCCGAACAGGGCCAACUGGAGGAGGUGGGUGCUGGCUACACCUUCUUAUGGAGCGGUCGACCCAGGGCAGAGCGACGGGACGCGGGCGUCGCCUUCGCCAUUCGGAAUGACAUCGUGGGACGACUGCCCUGUUUGCCACAGGGCAUCAACGAUCGCCUGAUGAGCCUCCGCCUGCCUCUCUGGGGAGGCAAAUUCGCCACCAUUAUCAGCGCCUACGCUCCGACGAUGACCAACCCCGACGCCGUCAGAGACAAAUUCUACGAGGACAUGUACGCCCUCUUGGCGGCUGUGUCGAAGGCGGACAAAUUGAUUGUCCUUGGCGACUUCAACGCCCGCGUCGGCACAGACCAUACUGCCUGGAGAGGAGUGCUGGGUCCCCACGGUCUCCGCGGCUCAAACGACAAUGGUCUGCUGCUUCUCCGCACCUGCGCAGAACACCGCCUCAUGCUGACGAACACGUUCUUCUGUCUGCCGGAGCGAGAGAAGGCCACCUGGAGGCAUCCUCGGUCGCGUCAGUGGCACCUGCUGGACUAUGUCCUCGUCCGGAGGCGAGAUCAGCGGGACGUGCUGGUGACGAAGGCGAUCGCGGGUGCUGACGGGUGGACCGACCAUCGCCUCGUCAUCUCGAAGAUGCGUAUUCGCCUACAGCCUCGCAGGAGACCACAAGGUAAGCGACCUCCAGGUAAGCUGAAUGUUGCUUUGUUGUCUUUGCCUGCUCACCGUCUCCAUUUCAGCAAUGAGCUAGCUCAACGGCUAGACAACCUUCCUAUCGCUGCCGCCGCCGACGACGCCGCCGCCGCCGCUGCCGAGAACGCCUCCGUGGAGAACCGUUGGUGUCAACUGCGAGACACGGUCCAGUCGACGGCGCUCGCCGUCCUCGGUCGCGCUCCCCGCCAACACCAGGACUGGUUCGACAACAACGACGCCGCCAUCAGAAAUCUGCUUGCUGAGAAGAACCGCCUACACAAAGCCUACGUAGAUCACCCCACUGAUGCCACCAAAGCUGCCUUCUACCGCAGUCGCCGCCAACUUCAGCAACGACUGCGCGAGAUGCAGGACGCCUGGACUGCUCGCAAAGCUGAGGAGAUCCAAGGCUACGCGGACCGCAACGAAUGGAAGAACUUCUUCUCUGCGAUCAAAUCUGUCUACGGUCCGCCGACGAAGGGCACCGCUCCUCUCCUCAGCGCCGACGGCAACACUCUCCUGACUGAGAAGACGCAAAUCCUGCAGCGAUGGGCCGAGCAUUUUCGAGGCGUCCUCAAGCGCCCCUCCGUCAUCUCCGACGCCGCCAUCGAGCGUUUGCCGCAAGUGGAGACCAACGUGGACCUCGACCUCCCGCCAUCUCUCCAGGAAACCAUCAGGGCCGUGCAGCAGCUCUCCAGCGGGAAAGCACCCGGAUCGGACGCAAUCCCUGCUGAGGUCUACAAGCACGGAGGUCCCCUACUGAUGGAUCACCUGACUGCGCUCUUCCAAGAGAUGUGGCGUCAGGGUGAAGUCCCGCAAGAUUUCAAAGACGCAACCAUCGUGCAUCUCUACAAGCGCAAAGGGGAUCGCCAAGUCUGCGACAAUCACCGCGGCAUCUCCCUGCUGAACAUCGCCGGGAAGAUCUUCGCACGAAUCCUCCUCAACCGCCUCAAUAACCAUCUGGAACAGGGCCUUCUGCCGGAAAGCCAAUGCGGCUUCCGUCGUCAUCGUGGAACCACGGAUAUGAUCUUCGCCGCCCGUCAACUUCAGGAGAAGUGUCAGGAGAUGCGGACCCACCUGUACUCUACCUUCGUGGACCUGACGAAAGCCUUCGACACGGUGAAUCGUGAAGGACUGUGA
This is a messenger RNA of Spirometra erinaceieuropaei, 2701 nucleotides long. The record is from the annotation of a GenBank genome assembly. NCBI's taxonomy places the organism in Eukaryota, Metazoa, Platyhelminthes, Cestoda, Diphyllobothriidea, Diphyllobothriidae.